This is a messenger RNA of Pedinophyceae sp. YPF-701, 711 nucleotides long. Lineage: Eukaryota; Viridiplantae; Chlorophyta; Pedinophyceae. The record is from the annotation of a GenBank genome assembly.
AUGUCGCAGCAAGAAACAGCCCCCGCGGCCCAGCGAGCCGCGCCCGCAGCGCCGCAGGAGUACGAGCCAACGCCCACGCGGCCCUGGGAGCAGCGGGACUGCCUCGGUCGCUUCUUCAAGCUGCUGAGCCUCGCGUCCCUCGUCGGCGCCGCGGUCUGCGCCGUCGCGUUCAUCGUCGGCCUCCUUUCGUCCACGAGCGAAUGGUCGUCCCCGCGCGGCAUCAGCCGCCAGGCGCUGCGCGCCUUCUCAGCCGUCCUUGCCGUGGGCCUCGUGCUCGUCGCGGGGGAGUAUCGCGCGGUGCUGUCGAUGGCCCCGAUUUUGAACGUCUGGGUGUUCCGCGGCAUCGGGCAGAUCAUCCUCGGGCUCAUGACGGUAGAAAUAGCCCCCCCGAGCCCGGCGACCAACAAGGCGCUCCGCGGGGGACUCACGAUCUUCUCCAGCGUCGCGGGGCUGGUGCUGCUCGCGUGCGGGUGCCUGCACAUCCUCGCGGGCGUGUCGUGCCUCGGGGUCAUCAAGAGCAGGAGGGACGACGCGUCGAGGCAGCGCGCGCGCAUCGAGCGGGAGUACGACGCGCUCCGGCGGCGCGAGGCGCAGCUGCGCGAGGAGCUGGCCGGCAUGGGCGGCGCGCUGUCGCAGUCGGCGGACGCGCCCAACCUGCACGCGCCGCUCGCAGCCGGCGCGCGCUCCGCCCCGGGCCCGGGCAGCGUGUAG